UCUUUCACCAAAGCCCCAUCUCCCCUCUCUCUCUCUCUCUCUCUCAAAUGGAAACCAUGGUUUCUCUGAAUCAAUCUCUAUUUCCUGCAAAUAUUGGAACUCUGAGUGGCAAUCUCAGCACUUGCUCAGUCUCGCCUCUCGGCUUCUCUCUUCCGUCUCCGGCCGCCAACCGCCGCCGCAAACUCAUGGUCACAAGGGCCUCCGUCGCCGUCGAACAGGAGACUCAGACCAAGGUCGCUCUCAUACGAAUCGGCACCAGAGGAAGCCCACUAGCACUUGCUCAGGCAUAUGAGACACGAGACAAACUCAUGGCUACACAUUCAGAGUUGGCUGAAGAGGGCGCUAUUCAAAUUGUAAUAAUAAAGACAACAGGAGAUAAAAUUUUAAGUCAGCCACUUGCUGAUAUAGGUGGGAAAGGCUUGUUUACAAAAGAAAUAGAUGAGGCCCUCAUAAAUGCUGAAAUCGACAUUGCUGUCCAUUCAAUGAAAGAUGUUCCUACUUAUUUACCAGAUAAGACAAUUUUGCCUUGCAAUCUUCCACGUGAGGAUGUUCGGGAUGCAUUUAUUUCCUUAAGUACAGCUUCGCUAGCAGAGCUUCCAGCUGGAAGCACCGUGGGAACUGCUUCACUAAGAAGAAAGUCACAAAUUCUCCAUAGAUAUCCAUCACUCAAUGUACUGGAGAACUUCCGUGGUAAUGUUCAGACACGAUUAAGAAAACUAAAUGACGGAGUGGUCCAAGCAACAUUAUUGGCCUUAGCAGGACUCAAACGCCUAAAUAUGACUGAAAAUGUGACCGCCAUUCUUUCUAUGGAUGAUAUGCUUCCAGCUGUUGCACAAGGGGCAAUUGGAAUUGCUUGUCGAAGCAAUGAUGAUAAGAUGGCUAAUUACAUAGCUUCAUUGAAUCACGAGGAAACAAGAUUAGCAGUUGCAUGUGAGAGGGCUUUCCUUGAGGCAUUGGAUGGCUCUUGUCGCACUCCAAUUGCUGGAUAUGCUUGUCGAGAUGAGGAUGGAAAUUGCAUUUUCAAAGGCUUGGUGGCCUCACCAGAUGGAACCCGAGUACUUGAAACUUCUAGACAAGGCCCAUAUGCUUAUGAAGAUAUGGUUCUAAUGGGAAAGGAUGCUGGCAAGGAACUCCUUUCACGGGCAGGUCCCGGAUUUUUUGAUUGUUAAGUAAUUUGUCAGUGAAAUGAGGACAACGAGUGAGACUGGAGCUCUGUGUUCCACUUCUAGGGCUGACACCCAAUUGUUUUAUUGUUGUUGUAGCAGUAGGGGGAAUCGAUUUUUUUGAUUAGUUGUUCACCAGAUGUAAGGGGUUUCAUUAUUGUCUUUGUGAGUACUAGACGAAAGCGGUUUCAUUAUUGUCUUUAUAAGUAAAUUAACAAGCCCAUUUUUUGCUCUCUUUCUCACACAUGCCCGUGCAAUAGCGGGAGAAUUGGAGAGGACCUACUUUUGAUAGAUUGAUGAGCGUUUUGUUUUCCUUGCAAAAGGGAAUUAUGGUAUGAACUUUGAUAUUGAAGUCGUCUGGACAGUUCAUUUUCA
Molecule: messenger RNA, 1538 nt
Organism: Camellia sinensis
Lineage: Eukaryota; Viridiplantae; Streptophyta; Magnoliopsida; Ericales; Theaceae
Gene: HEMC
Product: hydroxymethylbilane synthase
Biological process (GO): heme biosynthetic process
Cellular component (GO): cytoplasm
Molecular function (GO): hydroxymethylbilane synthase activity
Source: RefSeq, a predicted model, not a curated record